Molecule: messenger RNA, 1817 nt
Organism: Camelina sativa (false flax)
Lineage: Eukaryota; Viridiplantae; Streptophyta; Magnoliopsida; Brassicales; Brassicaceae
Source: RefSeq, a predicted model, not a curated record
UGUGUAGGUGAUCAAGAUGCUAUCCAGUAUAUGUGUAGAGAGGCACCAAAAGCAGUUAUUGAACUUGAGAAUUAUGGUCUGCCGUUUUCUCGUACUGAAGAGGGGAAAAUUUACCAGCGUGCAUUUGGUGGUCAGAGUCUUGAUUUUGGAAAAGGUGGUCAGGCCUAUCGUUGUGCUUGUGCUGCGGAUCGGACUGGGCAUGCUCUGUUGCAUACUCUCUAUGGACAAGCCAUGAAGCAUAACACCCAGUUCUUUGUUGAAUACUUUGCCUUGGAUUUGCUCAUGGCUAGUGAUGGCAGUUGCCAGGGUGUAAUUGCACUAAACAUGGAAGAUGGAACAUUGCAUCGUUUCCGCUCUGCACAAACAAUUUUGGCCACUGGGGGGUACGGCAGAGCAUACUUCUCUGCAACCUCAGCACAUACUUGCACAGGUGAUGGAAAUGCCAUGGUUGCACGGGCCGGUCUUCCACUCCAGGACUUGGAGUUUGUUCAAUUCCAUCCAACUGGUAUAUAUGGGGCCGGAUGUCUCAUCACUGAAGGAUCUCGAGGUGAAGGUGGUAUCCUGAGAAACAGUGAAGGUGAACGUUUUAUGGAACGAUAUGCUCCUACAGCCAAGGAUCUUGCAUCAAGAGAUGUUGUCUCCAGAUCCAUGACUAUGGAAAUCAGGGAAGGUCGUGGUGUAGGACCGCAUAAGGAUCAUAUCUAUCUGCAUUUGAAUCAUCUUCCUCCAGAAGUUCUAAAAGAAAGGCUUCCUGGAAUCUCUGAGACCGCUGCCAUCUUUGCUGGUGUUGAUGUUACCAAAGAGCCAAUUCCAGUCUUACCCACGGUUCAUUAUAACAUGGGUGGUAUCCCGACAAACUACCACGGCGAGGUAGUUACCAUCAAAGGUGAUGAUCCUGAUGCAGUGAUUCCUGGGCUAAUGGCUGCUGGAGAGGCAGCUUGUGCAUCUGUUCAUGGCGCCAACAGGCUUGGUGCAAAUUCACUGCUCGACAUCGUCGUGUUUGGUCGUGCCUGUGCAAAUAGAGUUGCAGAGAUAAGCAAGCCAGGGGAGAAACAGAAACCUCUUGAGAAGGACGCGGGUGAGAAGACUAUUGCAUGGCUGGACAGGUUGAGAAACUCAAACGGUUCGCUUCCUACUUCAACUAUUAGAUUGAACAUGCAGAGAGUUAUGCAGAACAACGCAGCUGUCUUCCGCACACAAGAAACAUUGGAAGAAGGUUGUCAGUUGAUUGACAAGGCGUGGGAAAGUUUUGGGGACGUCCAGGUGAAAGAUCGGAGUUUGAUAUGGAACUCUGAUUUGAUAGAGACAUUGGAACUGGAGAACCUUUUGAUAAACGCAUCCAUAACAAUGCAUUCAGCGGAAGCAAGAAAGGAAAGCAGAGGAGCACAUGCCCGGGAAGAUUUCACGAAAAGAGAGGAUGGAGAAUGGAUGAAGCAUACGUUGGGAUAUUGGGAAGAUGAGAAAGUGAGAUUGGAUUAUAGACCUGUUCACAUGGACACUCUCGACGAUGAAAUUGACACUUUCCCUCCUAAAGCUCGUGUCUAUUGAUUGAGCAAGGCCAUGCUUUUUAUUUUGUCUGUCGACGGAAAAAUAAUAAUCAGGAACCAAGAAAAAGGGGAUUAGGAGAAGACAAAGGAGUUUGCUAUUUAUGAGCUGAUGGAACACAAAGGAGUGUUCUGGAACUGGAUUUUACGUUUUUACACCAGAAACGAUGAAAUAAAUUGAUUUUAUAAAGAACCUACAUUUAGUUCCUGAAACUGUUUACAUUCUUUGUUACUUGUUAUUAUUAAGCCUUGGUGAUGUUCUUUGUUUUAUUU